This is a messenger RNA of Vespa velutina, 656 nucleotides long. It is a transcript of the gene RpS18, whose product is annotated as 40S ribosomal protein S18. The record is from RefSeq and is a predicted model, not a curated record. Bases 157 to 633 code for a protein of 158 amino acids. NCBI's taxonomy places the organism in Eukaryota, Metazoa, Arthropoda, Insecta, Hymenoptera, Vespidae. Gene Ontology annotation, biological process: translation. Gene Ontology annotation, molecular function: RNA binding; structural constituent of ribosome. The transcript is spliced from 4 exons. Gene Ontology annotation, cellular component: small ribosomal subunit; cytosol; ribosome.
GAUAAAAAAUUAGUGUUACAUUAGAUAAAAUUCACAAGUAAAUUUCUCUUCGACAAAUUCGAUAAUAUUCGAUAAUCGAUAGUCGUCGAUGUCUUAUUGAUAUUACAAAUUCCGCUUCCUGUUUUAUUUCUUUGUAGUGACUGUUAAGUUAGCAAGAUGUCGCUCGUCAUUCCUGAAAAGUUUCAACAUAUACUUCGUGUCAUGAACACGAAUAUCGAUGGUAACAGAAAGGUUAUGUUUGCGAUGACAGCCAUCAAAGGUGUUGGUCGUCGUUAUGCCAACAUUGUUCUUAAAAAGGCUGAUAUUGACUUAAACAAACGAGCUGGAGAAUGUUCGGAAGAAGAAGUCGAAAAAAUUGUUACUAUUAUGGCUAAUCCUAGGCAAUAUAAAAUACCUGACUGGUUUUUUGAAUCGGCAAAAGAUAUUGUUGACGGAAAAUACCUCUCGCUUACUAGCUCCAAUUUAGAUUCUAAACUUCGUGACGACUUAGAACGUAUGAAGAAAAUCCGUGCUCACAGAGGUUUACGUCAUUAUUGGGGCUACGUGUGCGUGGUCAACAUACAAAGACUACUGGCCGACGUGGUCGUACUGUUGGUGUAUCGAAGAAGAAGUAAUUUUAUAUUUAUUAAUUAACAAUAAAUAUUGAAAACUAUUUA